GUUGCGAAGAACGGUCGUUUGGUGCGCGGCAGAGAAACAAACCGGUUGGUGGAUUCAAUCGAUUGUGAUUAGGGCAUUACUUAAUUUAGCGGUGAGAUAUUCCAAUAUAACAUAUAAGUAUUCCUCAGCCUAGGAUUUUUCUGCAGUGGCGUAGUGCAAUUGAUUGGGUACGGCCAGCCGGAUACCUUAUUGUUUUCAUCUUUUAACUUAUAACGGGACAGGAUAACAGGAGAAGCACACUAUACAUCAUAAAAAAUAUCUUCACCGUAAAUCGCAUUCGUCAUGGAAUCCCUUAACCCGCGAAUGUCGUGGGAACAAGAUCGUCACAAGAACAACAACAUUAUUCUGUUGGGCGAAACCGGCUCAGGCAAAUCAACUCUGAUAAACUAUCUGACAAAUUAUUUCCAUAACGGUACACUUGAGAAUUUGAAAAUUGCCAUUCCCACGAAGCAUUAUAAGGCAACGGAGGGUCUAAACCACCACGAAGACAACGUUCAGGAUUCUUCAAAUAGUCAAACUAGAGCCUGUGCUGUAUAUAAUUUCAGAAAAGAGGACACUACAUUCAACUUCAUAGACACCCCAGGGCUCAGUGAUACCAGAGGGGCGAAUCAGGAUGACUUCAAUAUUCAGCAAAUUAUGGGAGCUGCAGAGCAGAGUGGAGAGUUGACUGCAAUCAUCCUUGUUAUAAAUGGAUCGCAGGCCCGAGCCACAGUUAACUUACGCAAUACGUUUUGUCUGUUGAGAAGCUCAAUACCAGACGUCCUUCAGCAGAAUCUCGUUGUUGUUCUAACAAAUUGUUCUGCUACUUCCGUAAAUUUCGAUCUGGCGCAUUUGAAACCUUGGACUAUUGCUGAGGCGAACGUUUUCCACAUGAACAACUGUGCCCUCAGUAGACCACUAUCACAAUGGAUGAACAACGAGCGUAUGAAGAAAGAUGUGGAAGAGGAAUGGCAAUGCUCAAUGGAAACUAUCGAAGAAUUGAACCAAAACUUGACGAAGCUUGGUGGCAAAGCGACCGAGGCUUUCAAACAAAUGCGCAUAAACAGAGACAGAAUAAAAUUUCAGCUACAUAACAUUUUGUUGGAGGUGAAGAAAUUCCAGGAUCUUCAAAACGAACUAGAUAUGAUGAAAACCACACAGCAAAAUGUAUCUACCAACAUUGAAAAAUAUUCCAACUACAAGCGAACAAAGCAAGUGGAAUAUACGGAAUUGGAACGAAGUAAAGAUGUCAGUAAAUUCUGCAUUGUAUGCUUAACGCCAUGCAAAGCCAUGCCCUCAUCGUACAAAUCAAUACCGUUUUAUAGAGACGUAUCCAACCUUGUAGAAUAUAUCUUUUCAGCCAAAUGUCAGUGCAGUCAUACACCGUUUAGUCAUUACGAUUGCAAAGUUAAGCAAGUCAAGAAAACAAAAGCUGUCGAAGAAAUUUGUAAUGAUGUCAAAAACGCCUAUGAUGAUAGCGUGAGAAAAAACAAGGAAAUACAGUAUAUAAUUGGAGGCCUAGACACCGACAUCGCUGCACUGAGACAUGCUCUCGAUGAUAAAGAAGCCGAAAUACUGAAAUGUUACCAUGAGCUCAAGAAGCUCUGCUCGCAGUUCAACUUUGUGCACGAGCUUCAGGGCGUCAUUGCUGUCAUGGAGAGAGAUGCUCGUACGCUUACUUCCUCUGUGGCAAGAACAGAUGCUGAGAAGAGAAUUAGAAACAUCAAACACUUGGUCGAUACGCUGUCAAAGGCUGAGAAGAGUGACUAGAAUGCAAAGAUGAAAAUCAUUACAAAAUAUCUUCUCCCUGAACUGUAUUCGUCAUGGAAUCCAUCAAACCGGAAACGUCGUCGAAACAAGACAUUCAAAAGGAGUUCAACAUUAUGCUGUUGGGCGAAACUGGUUCAGGGAAAUCAACACUGAUAAACUAUUUGAUGAAUUAUUUCCAUAAUGGUACACUCGACAAUUUGAAAAUUGCCAUUCCCACGAAGCAUCAUGUGACAACCGAAGAUCUAAAGCACCACGAAGACAACGUUCAGGAUGCUUCAAAAAGCAAAACUAGAGCAUGUGCUGUGUAUAAUUUCAGAAAACAUGACACGAUAUUCAACUUCAUAGACACGCCAGGGCUUAGUGAUACCGAAGGAGUGAUACAGGAUGACUUCAACAUUCAGCAAAUUAUGGGUGCUGCUGAGCAGAGUGGAUUACUGACAGCAAUCGUUCUCGUUAUAAAUGGGACACAGACCCGAGCUACAGUAACACUACGCAACACACUGUGUCUGAUGAAAAGGUCAAUACCGGACGUCCUGCUGCAGAAUCUCGUCGUUGUUCUAACAAAUUGUUCUGCUGCAUCCGUUAACUUUGAUAUGGCGUAUUUGAAACCUUGGACUGUUCAUGAGGUAAACGUAUUCUACAUGAACAACUCUGCCCUCAGUAGACCAGCAUCACAAUGGAUGGACAAUGGGCGUAAGAAGAAAGCUGUGGAAAAGGAAUGGAAAUGUUCGAUGGAAACCAUUGAAGAAUUGAUCCAAAACUUGACGCAGCUUGGUGGCAAAGCGACCGAGGCUUUCAAACAAAUGCGCAUGAAAAGAGACAGGAUAAAAUCGCAGCUGCAUAGCAUCUUGCUGGAGGUGAAGAAAUACCAGAGUCUUCAAAACGAACUAGAUAUUAUGAAAAUCACACAAAAGUGCAUAUCCACCGACAUUCAAAUUUAUUCCGAGUACAAGCGAACAACACAAGUGGAACAUACGGAAUUUGUACAAUGUGAUGAUUACAAUACAAUCUGCUCUGAAUGCUCAAAUGCGUGCCAUGAAAAUGAGGAAAAUAUCAGUCCAUUCCAAAUAAUUCUUGGAAUUGCACUGAAUGAAUUUACGAUCAUUAGCAUGGCAUUCAACUUAAUCAAUAUAUUUUUAUCUCUUUCUGAACCGCUUUGUCACUGCGAACAUCCCCUCCAUACUCACUACAACGCCAAGAUUCGGCCAAUCAAAAAAAUAAUAACCGUCGAAGAAGUUCUCGAAGAUAUGAAAAGUGCCUAUGAUCAGAGCGUGAGCAAAAAUGAGAAAAUACAGUCUAAAAUCGGUAGCCUGGACACCGACAUUGCUGCCGUGAAAUAUGCUCUCGAUGAAAAAGAAGCAGAUAUUCUGAAAUGCUGCCACGAGCUCAAGAAGCUCUGCUCGCAAUUCAACUUUGUCGAUGAGCUGCAGGGUAUCCUUGGCAUCAUGGAGAGAUAUGCCCGUAUGCCUACCUCGACGGUGGCAAGGCUUGAUGCCGAGAAAAGAAUUAGAAACAUCAAACUCGUGGUCGAUACGCUGUCAAGCGCUGGGACGAGUGACUAGAACGCAACUGAUUUUACGGGUGGCGAAACAAUCGCAUUAGUCUAAUAAAUGUUUAUGUUAUUGGGGAUUAUUUCUUAAUUGUAAUAUUGUACUUAUUAUGGUUGUCUGCCAUGCAUGGAAUUUU
This is a messenger RNA of Aedes albopictus (Asian tiger mosquito), 3435 nucleotides long. RefSeq lists its product as uncharacterized. The transcript has 4 exons. The coding region runs from base 1803 to 3311 and encodes 502 amino acids. NCBI's taxonomy places the organism in Eukaryota, Metazoa, Arthropoda, Insecta, Diptera, Culicidae. The record is from RefSeq and is a predicted model, not a curated record. Gene Ontology annotation, molecular function: GTP binding.